GCGUCCGCGGGGCCGCUUUCUAGUUUGUCAAAUCCGAAAACGUUUAGCGUUUUAAAACUUGCUACAUCCGAGUCUGGUAGUAAAUAUCACGCGGGGUCAUCACAGCCCCAAUGGGAGCGGCUUACCGUUGAGCUACGCGAAGUUACUCGAGUUAGUGAACGACAAAGCACUAGGAAAGAAGCAUCAUGCUUCGUUUCGUCGCGCGCGGCAGAUUCGUCGUCUGUGACAAUCUCGAUAAGUGUCCGAGCACCUUCGGAGGCGUACGUGACACCUGCAGCGUCGCCACAAUAUCGAGGGUCAGGGAGAGGCUCGGCGGUGGUUCGACGUCGCGUUCCAAUUGUUUGAUCGAUUCCACGACACCUCGUGCUAUCGCCGAAGCGACUCGCCAGGAAAAUCGUCGGCUGUCGUCAACGUCGGCUGUCAGCGAAGCCCGCAAGACGUGUCUUUACAAUCUCCAUGUGGAAAGGCAAGGCAAAAUCAUCAAUUUUGCCGGAUGGCUACUGCCGGUGCAAUAUCGGGAGACGAUUGCCGUGUCUCAUCUACACACGAGAUCGUUGGCAUCGCUCUUCGACGUCGGUCACAUGCUGCAGACGCGUGUUUCCGGCAAAGACGCCGGGGAGUAUUUAGAAUCGCUAACCACGUGUGACCUCAAGAAUUUAAGUAGAGGUUCCGCGACUUUGACCGUCUUCACCAAUGACAAGGGAGGAAUUCUGGACGAUCUCAUCAUCACUAAAGACGACGAAGACAAGUACUUCGUGGUGUCCAACGCGGGUAGGCGGGACGAAGACAGUCAACUUCUCUUGGAACGUCAGGACGAUUUUAAAAAGGUCAGCAAAGACGUGUACGUCGACUUCCUGGAUCCCUUGGAGCAAGGUCUGAUAGCUCUUCAAGGCCCCACGGCGGCGACGGUCCUCCAGUCGUUGGUAAAAAUCGAUCUUCAAACCCUAAAGUUCAUGAACAGCGUGCAAGCCGAGGUGUCGGGAAGUCGCGUCCGAAUUUCGCGAUGCGGCUACACCGGAGAGGACGGCUUUGAGAUCUCGGUACCCGCGGACGACGCGAUUAAUCUAGUCGAGAGGAUCUUGGAGAUUCCCGAUGUGAAGCUGGCCGGUUUAGGAGCCAGAGAUAGUUUGCGACUGGAGGCUGGACUCUGUUUAUACGGUCACGAUAUCAACGAGGACACCACACCAGUCGAAGCUGCCCUUACGUGGCUAGUCGCGAAACGACGGAGGGCCGAGGCGAACUUUCCAGGCGCGCAGCGAAUACUUUCGCAGAUCAAGACGGGCACGACAAAGAAACGCAUCGGACUAUUACUGGGUCAAGGACCACCUGCCAGGGAAGGCGCGCCCAUAUUGACGCCGGAAGGUGAGCGUGUGGGCAGCGUCACUUCCGGUGGACCAAGCCCGACUCUGGGCCGGCCGAUCGCCAUGGGAUACAUGCCACCGGAUUUGGCGCAAUUUGGCGGUGGAGUAUUGGUCGAGGUACGAGGGAAGACGUACAAGGGGACCGUGACGAGGAUGCCCUUUGUGAAAGCGAAGUAUUACACCGCGAAAUGACGCCGAUUUCGCGACGGAAAUUGGUCGAUCUCCGGCAAUGCCCGGCAACGUCCGGCAAAUUAAUCGCGAGACGAUUAAUUGACGGCGACGAAUCGUUUAUACAUUCGCGAACAAUUGGCUAGUUGGUUGAUUUACCAACGCGAAUAAAUUGCGAAUCGAGUCGUAAAUGAUAUUUAAAUUGAUAUACAUCAUUUUUGACGUGUUUCACUUGCGUCAGCUGAUGCCUAAAUUGAACUAAUGUCAAAAACCCGCCAACCUGAUUGUUAAAUAUUAUGUUUUUAAAGACAAAAUAAUGCAGUGCGAAAACAUUUUGUAAGACAGAUUAGUGGAAAAAUUUGCAAAACCGAUUACUAUUUAUAAAAAUGCGCACUUUUGUAACAAUAAUUUUCGCACAAUUGCAAUACUUAUUUUCAUCGAUGAAAUUUAUAGAAAGUAUAAAUAAAGUAUCUUAUAAUAUUGUAUGUA
Molecule: messenger RNA, 2018 nt
Organism: Vollenhovia emeryi
Lineage: Eukaryota; Metazoa; Arthropoda; Insecta; Hymenoptera; Formicidae
Product: aminomethyltransferase, mitochondrial
Exons: 5
Coding region: 186-1553 (455 amino acids)
Biological process (GO): glycine catabolic process
Cellular component (GO): mitochondrion
Molecular function (GO): aminomethyltransferase activity; protein binding
Source: RefSeq, a predicted model, not a curated record